UGGCCACCCGUGCUACACAGAUAACGGUGGCUGCAGUAACCUCUGCCUCCUGUCACCAGGCGGAGGCUACAAAUGUUCCUGUCCCACCAACUUCUACCUGUCUGCGGACGGCAAGACCUGUCUAUCCAACUGUACGGCCAGCCAGUUUGUGUGUAAGAAUGACAAGUGUAUCCCGUUCUGGUGGCGUUGUGAUACAGAAGAUGAUUGUGGAGACCGAUCAGACGAACCGCAGGACUGUCCGGAGUUUAAAUGUCGCCCGGGCCAGUUCCAGUGUGGGACCGGACACUGCACCAACCCCGCCUUCAUCUGUGACGGGGACAACGACUGUCAGGGACAGCUCUGACGAAGCAAACUGUGAGAUCCACGUGUGUUUACCCAGCCAGUUCAAGUGCUCGGCGGCCAAUCGAUGCAUCCCCGCCAUUUUCCGAUGUAACGGGCAGGACAACUGUGGAGACGGGGAGGACGAGAGGGACUGUCCUGAAGUGACCUGUGCUCCAAAUCAGUUCCAAUGUGCCACCACUAAGCGCUGUAUACCUCGUGUGUGGGUUUGUGAUCGAGAUAAUGACUGCAUGGACCAUUCCGAUGAGCCCGCCAACUGCA
Leucoraja erinaceus (little skate) is the source of this 600-nucleotide messenger RNA. Its product is annotated as low-density lipoprotein receptor-related protein 1-like. The transcript is spliced from 5 exons. The annotation marks the transcript as partial. The record is from RefSeq and is a predicted model, not a curated record. Gene Ontology annotation, molecular function: protein binding. Lineage: Eukaryota; Metazoa; Chordata; Chondrichthyes; Rajiformes; Rajidae.